Bombina bombina (fire-bellied toad) is the source of this 2168-nucleotide messenger RNA. It is a transcript of the gene GFOD1, whose product is annotated as glucose-fructose oxidoreductase domain containing 1. The record is from RefSeq and is a predicted model, not a curated record. Gene Ontology annotation, molecular function: nucleotide binding. NCBI's taxonomy places the organism in Eukaryota, Metazoa, Chordata, Amphibia, Anura, Bombinatoridae. The transcript has 2 exons. The coding region runs from base 449 to 1621 and encodes 390 amino acids.
GCAAGGCUUCAGCUACUGACACACAGAAUGCACCUCAUAUCCUGGUGUUUCGCUGCUUAUAUUCAUUCCAAAUAAGGAUAGAAAUUUGCGCUGGAUAUUUCAUUUUUAAAUAUCAUUUUUCAACCAGUUUAUAAUUAUUAUUUCUGUAAUCUCCUUUGGGAUUGCAUUGUCCUCUGAUGAGAAAAGAAAGGGGACAGUGUGUGGCAUAUUUUGGCAUGAGCUUGGUAUGGAGAAAAGGGACGAGGUCAUGGCAGCUGCUUGGCCACUGCAGCCUGAAAGGUGAGAUAGCAUCAGGACAGAGACACAGCAAAUAGGGAAACAUUUUAGCAGCCUUUUUGCAGGAAAACGUGUGUCAUCAGGAGCCCUCAUACUGUGCAUGAGGCAGCACCCACCUCCUCCUUGCACCUCAGCGUUGUAGCCUGAUUGAGGAUCCCUGCCCGCUAGAGCAAUGCUGCCCGGGGUGGGCGUAUUUGGAACUAGCCUGACUUCCAGGGUGAUCAUCCCCUUGCUGAAGGACGAAGGAUUUGCAGUGAAAGCACUAUGGGGAAGGACACAGGAGGAGGCUGAGGAAUUAGCCAAGGAAAUGAGUGUCCCCUUCUAUACCAACCGCAUAGACGAUGUGCUGUUGCACCAAGACGUGGACCUAGUGUGCAUCAACCUGCCCCCUCCUCUCACGAAACAGAUAGCUGUGAAAACCCUAGGAAUUGGUAAGAACGUUAUUUGUGACCGAACGGCAACUCCUCUUGACGCCUUCAGGAUGAUGUCAGCUGCCCACUAUUAUCCUAAGCUUAUGAGCAUCAUGGGAAAUGUCUUGCGCUUCCUUCCUGCUUUUGUGAAAAUGAAGCAGCUGAUCCAAGAAGGAUAUGUGGGUGAAUUACAAGUGUGUGAGGUACAGGUCCACAGCGGAAGUCUCCUGGGAAAGAAGUAUAACUGGAGCUGUGAUGACCUCAUGGGUGGAGGAGGUCUACACUCUGUGGGUACUUACAUCAUUGACCUUCUCACCUUCCUAACCAGCCAGAAAGCAGUAAAGGUUCAUGGGCUUCUUAAAACUUUUGUGAAGCAGACAGAUCACAUCAAAGGGAUACGCCACAUAACCAGUGAUGAUUUCUGCACAUUUCAAAUGGUUCUCGAAGGCGGCGUAUGCUGCACUGUUACCCUAAAUUUUAAUGUUCCUGGAGAGUUCAAACAAGAUAUAAUUGUGGUUGGAUCUGCUGGUAGACUGAUUGUAAUGGGGGCAGAUCUCUAUGGACAAAGAAACUGCUCAUCUGAGCGUGAGCUACUUCUAAAAGACUCCACACCUGUGAGCAAUUCGCUCUUGCCUGAGAAAGCCUUCAGUGAUAUCCCAUCUCCAUACUUGAGGGGGACUAUUAAAUUGGUGCAGGCUGUAAGGCAAGCUUUUGAAGACCAGGAUGACAGGAGAACAUGGGAUGGAAGACCGUUAACUAUGGCUGCCACUUUUGAUGACUGCCUUUAUGCACUCUGUGUGGUGGACACCAUUAAAAAAUCAAAUCAGACUGGAGAAUGGCAGAACAUUGUGAUAAUGACAGAGGAGCCGGAGUUGAGCCCUGCAUACCUAAUUAGCGAAGCCAUGCGCAGAAGCAGAAUGUCUUUGUAUUGCUAGCAUGCAGUACAGCAAUAGCCUGAAUUAAAAUAAUUUAUCAUUAUAAUUUUGUGCUGUAUGGCAUUCUAAUAACGGGAAGACGAUGACUAGUGCUGUCUGCACUAUAGUGUGUAUCAUUAUUGUAUCUGUAAAGGAAUGUGUCCUUUUUCCUUAGCAGACAAACUGUGAAGUUUUAUGCGAAUGUAUUUUAUUGGGAGGAGGGGCAUAAAGAACCCUUAAAAUAUAACUUAAUUUGCCUUGUGGGGUCUUAAAAAUCGAUGUUCAUUGCAGAUGUAUUCAUUUUUAAGGGGAUUGUUUAUAUGGGAGCUUAGAAAAUGUGAAUGUUAAUCCUACUGAAAUUAUACCACAUUUGUUCAGAGUUAGUGGUCUAUUACAGUGUUAGGUCUUGAUAAUACAUUUUGAAUGAGAUUAAUGGGGUAAGAAAACAGAUAAAAAAAACUUUAAACUGUUAUCAUUCCUAAAAUGUAAGUUAGAAAUAUUUAUUUGUAUUGUCAACUGCUAUUAAAAAUUCAUUAAGAAUGUAUAGUUUACAUUCUUAAUAACGGCA